Messenger RNA from Ilex paraguariensis (yerba mate), 2038 nucleotides. The record is from the annotation of a GenBank genome assembly. NCBI's taxonomy places the organism in Eukaryota, Viridiplantae, Streptophyta, Magnoliopsida, Aquifoliales, Aquifoliaceae.
UAUAAUCAAUAUGGGACAAUCAUCGAAACGCAAUGCGCUGCAGUGGCGCCUCCUUGAUUUAGUGUCCGCCGCCUUCUUCGCCGCCGUGCUUCUAUUCUUCCUUUUCGGGUUUACUCGUUCUGGCGACUCACUGGCUGCCCCAGUGCGGCCGGCUAAGCGGCAGUCGACAUCGGAUCCCAAGCAGCGCCACCGCCUGGUGGAUUUCGUGGAGUCCGGCCAACGGCAGAGCAUUGAGUCGUGUGCCGCCGAUGCCGUGGAUUACAUGCCUUGUGAAGAUCCGCGGAGAAAUAGCCAAUUUAGUAGAGAGAUGAAUUAUUAUAGGGAACGGCAUUGUCCGUCACCAGGGGAGACACCGCUUUGUUUGAUUCCACCACCUGAGCGGUACCGGAUUAGUGUUAAGUGGCCCGAGAGCUUGCACAAGAUAUGGCACAAGAAUGUGCCAUACAAUAAAAUAGCUGACAGGAAAGGCCAUCAGGGAUGGAUGAAAGAAGAAGGCCCGUACUUCAUUUUUCCUGGUGGUGGCACAAUGUUCCCUGAUGGAGCAGUACAAUAUAUAGAGAAACUUAAACAUUAUAUUCCUAUAGGUAGUGGAGUUCUGAGGACAGCUCUUGAUAUGGGAUGUGGGGUUGCCAGUUUUGGUGGGUACCUACUUGCUGAAGAUAUUUUAACCCUCUCUUUUGCUCCACGCGAUUCACAUAAGGCACAAAUUCAAUUUGCGCUGGAAAGAGGAAUACCAGCAUUUGUGGCAAUGCUUGGCACUCACAGACUUCCAUUUCCUGCUUUCUCAUUUGACUUGGUGCAUUGCUCUCGAUGUUUGAUCCCUUUCACAGCAUAUAAUGCAUCGUAUUUCAUUGAAGUUGACCGGUUACUACGCCCAGGAGGUUAUCUUGUAAUAUCUGGCCCCCCUGUAAAGUGGCCUAAGCAAGACAAAGAAUGGGCAGAUCUCCAGGAGGUGUCGAGAGCAAGGUGUUAUGAGCUGAUUGUUGUGGACGGGAACACUGCAAUCUGGAAAAAACCUAAUGGAGAUUCAUGUCUGCCAAACCAUAAUGAAUUUGGAUUGGAACUGUGUGAUGAACCUGAUGACCCAAGUUCUGCAUGGUACUUCAAGUUAAAGAAAUGUGUGAGCAGGACAUCGUCUGUCAAGGGAGAAGAUGCUGUUGGAACAAUUCCAAAGUGGCCAGAAAGGCUAACAGUAGCUCCUUCCAGGGCCACACUAAUGAAAACUGGAAUUGAUAUGUUUGAAACAGACACUCAGCGAUGGGCACAGAGGGUUGCAUACUACAAAAAAUCAUUGAACCUUAAGCUGGGAACUCCAGCCAUACGAAACAUCAUGGAUAUGAGUGCAUUGUUCGGAGGCUUUGCUGCAGCCUUACUAUCUGAUCCCGUGUGGGUGAUGAAUGUUGUUCCUGCUCAAAAGCCUUCAACACUUGGUGUUAUUUACGACAGAGGCCUCAUUGGAGUUUACCAUGAUUGGUGUGAGCCUUUCUCAACAUAUCCACGAACUUAUGAUCUCAUCCACGUAGCUGCCAUCGAGUCUCUUGUAAGAGAUCCAACUUCUGGAAAGAGCAGGUGUAACCUCGUGGAUUUGAUAGUGGAGAUAGAUCGAAUGCUGCGUCCUCAAGGAACUGUAGUGAUGCGAGAUUCACCUGAGGUGAUUGACAAAGUAGAUCGAAUUGCUCAUGCAGUAAGAUGGACAACUACGGUAUAUGAGGAGAAAGCUGAAUCUCAUGGGAAGGAAAAGAUUCUUGUAGCCUCAAAAGAAUUUUGGAAACUACCUGCAGCGUCUCACUAACACAUCCUCCUGUUCUUUGUAAAGCACGUACAUUUCUUUUGAUAUCUCGUUGUUCCUUACUUAUAGCUAAGAACUCACUACACAUCAAAUGAGGCAGCUCUCCUUUUUGUUUCUGAUUUGUUUAACUUACAUAAAGAGGUAGUUCUUUUAGAAUGAAAGUGUAUAUAGACCAUAGAGAUCGAAAUAUUCUGAGUUUUAUGUUAGAAAUACCCUUCAUAAUGGGGAUGAUAUUUCUAUUACUCUUCC